UUAUGCUGUGGCGUACCGUCAUGGCUGCUAUGGUCAACUGUUAUCUGGAUUAAGCAGCGUUAAAAAAGAAUUCACCUGUGAGAUAUGUGGACCAACCAAGCAUGGGCGUCAGGGAACGUACCUGGUGCUCCUGCUGGUGAGGCGACAUUGAGUGUGCUGGAGCAGCAAGCACAACAGUAUGCAGCAUACCAGCAUCAGCAGGGGCAGCAAUGGCCAUCACACACUUCUACUUCAAACCCAUGGAUAUGGGGCCAGACGGGGGUUUAUGGUAUGUAUGGCAUGUAUGGCAAUACCUCUGGGGUAAUGCCAAUGAUGUCUGUACCUCCACCUACUGUUGCUUCUGUGCACCAGGAUACAAGUGUUCCACCACCAAACAUACCUGCCCCAGGUGCUGCCAAUACCAGUGAACCUCCGCCAAGUACAACAUCCACUAGCACUCCUUCCGCCACUGCUACCACCACCACUACAACUACCAGUUCUACUACCCCAGGUGGGGCCUCUACAGAUGUGGCCCCCCCUGAGGCUCCCCCUCCUAGUGCCCCUCCCCCACCCGAUGAUCCUCCACCACCCCCACCUCCUGAGGAAGAGGAAGAACAAAAGACAGACAAAUCUAAAGUGGGAUCUUCAAAUUUAGGAGGGGAUGGUUUACUGGGAGCACAUCCUAACUCAGCUAAAGAUUUACAGGAUUCAAAAGUGAAAGCACAAGACCCAGCUCAAGAUAAGUCAGUUGUAGAACAGUCUCCUGGGUUGUCUGGUGAGUCUCCUGGAGUGAAAGAACAGCCACAAGGGUUGAUGGGACAAGCACCUCCAAAGGAUAACUUGGCACAUGGUAGAGGGUGGAAUGACCCUGGAGCACAGAACCGGCAAAAUUUUGAUUCAAAUCAGCAUAUGAAUCGGACAGGGGGAGAUUGGGGGAAUCCAUGGGGUAACACUCAACAUGGAGUUGGCCAAACUUCCUCUAGCUGGACCUCUAGUGGUGUGCAAGGCAGAGGUGGACCCUCAGGUCCAUGGAAUGAAGGUAACCAACCUUGGGGAAACUACUUGGAUUCCAGCAGUCGGGCAGAUGCUUCAAGGGAUCCUUACAAUCGAGGACAGAAUGUCAAAGGCCAGGGAAGUGGUGGUUAUGGAGGCAAUCAUGCUGGAUCUCAAGAGAGGGGAGGAUAUAACUCUGCGCCAGAUCAUGGACGAGAAAAAGCAUAUGGACAGGAGAAUAGUUUAGUCUCCAAGAACUUGGAUAUUUUAGCCAAGUUUGAUGAAAAGAGUGAUGAAGACUUAAAGGAAUUUGACAGACAAUUUGUCAAUUGGGAGAAGCAGUUUAAGCAGUGGCAAGAUGAGAACAAGACUCAUCCAGACAAAUCAGCCCUCAGGAAGUAUGAAGAGGAUUGGUCUAGAUGGCGAGCUGAACUCCUGGCAAAAAGAGAAGAUAUUCGUAAAACAAAAUUGGAGCAGUUUGUAAAAACACAGCAGGUCCAAAACAAAGGAGAUGCUGCAGACACAGGCAGUAACUCCACAUCAUCUGUUACCUCUACCACUGCUGCAACCACUACCACCUCCACAACUUCUGCUGCCUCCACCACAACUGCCACGAUUCCUGUAGAUCAGCCUCCUCCUGGUGAUAACCAAAAGAAGCCUGUGGGGCUGAGUGAUUUGAAAAACAUGAAUCAGAGAGAACAAGGUGACUGGUCAAAACAGACCCAGAGUGAACAUGACAACAACUGGCAGGGCAGCAAUUGGCCAUGGUCUCAAGAUAAAGGACAAAGCAGUGGUGGACAAGCAGACAGUGGAAGACCUGAUCAGGCAAGAGGAAGAGAUUUCAAUCCAGUACAGGGUAUAGGUGGAUUUGGGCAAGAUCAAAGUCGUGGAGGAUUUGGACUAGAUCAAUGCCCACCAGGAUUUGGACAGAAUCAAGGCCCACCGGGAUUUGGACAGAAUCAAGGUCGACCAGGGUUUGGACAGAAUCAAGGCCCACCAGGAUUUGGACAAAAUCAAGGCCGACCAGGGUUUGGACAGAAUCAAGGCCCGCCAGGGUUUGGACAGAAUCAAGGCCCGCCAGGGUUUGGACAAAACCAAGGCCAACCUGGAUUUGGUCAAAAUAAAGGACAACCUGGAUUUGGACAGGAUCAAGUCCGACCUGGAUUUGGACAAAAUCAAGGCCGACCUGGAUUUGGACAGGAUCAAGGCCGACCAGGAUUUGGACAGGAUCAAGGCCGACCAGGAUUUGGAAAUGUAAAGGAUCAAGGUCGACCAGGAUUUGGACAGGAACAAAGCCGACCAGGAUUUGGGCAGGAUCAAGGCCUACCAGGAUUUGGACAGGAACAAGUUCGACCAGGAUUUGGACAGGAACAAGGACGAUUAGGAUUUGGACAAGAUCGAGGCCGACCAGGAUUUGGUCAGGAUGAAGCCCAACCUGGAUUUGGACAGGAUAAAGGCCGACCAGGAUUUGGACAGAAUCAAGGCCGACCUGGGUUCGGACUGGAUCAAGGCCGACCUGGAUUUGGACAGGAUCAAGGUCGACCAGGAUUUGGACAGAAUCAAGACCGACCAGGGUUUGGACAGGAUCAAGGCCGACCUGGAUUUGGACAGGAUCAAGGCCGGCCUGGAUUUGGAAUGGAUAAAAACAGACCAGGAUUUGGACAGGAUCAAGGCCGACUUGGAUUUGGACAGGAUAAAGGCCAGCCAUUACUUGGACAGGAUAAAGGCCAGCCAUUACUUGGACAGGAUAAAGGCCAACCAUUACUUGGACAGGAUAAAGGCCAACCAUUACUUGGACAGGAUAAAGGCCAACCAUUACUUGGACAGGAUAAAGGCCAACCAGGACUUGGACAGGAUCAAGGCCAACCAGGACUUGGACAGGAUAAAGACCAACCAGGACUCGGACAGGAUCAAGGUCGACCAGGAUUUGGACAGGAUAAAGGCCAACCAGGACUUGGCCAGGAUCAAGGCCGACCAGGAUUUGGACAGGAUAAAAACCAACCAGGACUUGGCCAUGAUCUAGGUCGACCAGGAUUUGGACAGGAUCAAGGUCUUGGAGGAUUUAGACAGGGUCAAGGUCGAGGAAGAUUUGGACAAGAUCAGAGUCGAGGAGGAUUUGGUCAAGAUCAAGGUCGACCUGGAUUUCAAGGUCGAUCAGGGUUUGGUCAGAUUCAGGAGCGUGGAGGAUUCACAUCAGAUCAAACCCAAAGAAAUUUAAACAAGGGAGAGAGCCGAUGGGGUUUGGACCAAGGACUAGACCGGGGUGGUUUCAGUCGAGGGACAGAGCAAGGUGGUUUCGGCCAGGAAAGAGGGUUAAAUCAAGGAGAGGACCGUGGUAAUUUGAACCGAGACUGGAGAGGAUUUAGUGAAAGGCAAGGUCGAGGCAGCUUUAACAAUGACCGAGGAGGUUUCAACCAAGGACUAGGACGUGGUGGAUUCAAUCAAGGACAAUCUCAGAGUGGUUUUAAUCAAGAUCGAGGAGGUUUCAACCAAGGACAAGGUCGUGGUGUCUUCAACCAGGAUCUAGGCAAUUCAAACCAGGGACAGGGUCGUGGUGGCAACAAUCAAGAUCGAGGUUUCAAUCAAGAUAGUCGAGGUGGUUUCAACCGAGAUAGAGGAGGCUUUAACCAGGGACGAGGGCGUGGUGACUCCAUAAAAGGACAGGACCGUUGGGGUUUUAAUCAAGGUCUAGACUCUCAGGAUGUUAACCAAGAUCGAAACAGAGACACAUUCAGUCAAGGAUUGGUGCAAGGGGGAUCUAUGCGAGGGUUCAAUAAUUUCAACCAAGGUAGAGGAGAACUUGCUGGAGGUAGAGGAGAACUUGCUGGAGGUAGAGGAGAACUUGCUGGAGGUAGAGGAGAACUUGCUGGAGGUAGAGGAGAACUUGCUGGAGGUAGAGGAGAACUUGCUGGAGGUAGAGGAGAACUUGCUGGAGGUAGAGGAGAACUUGUUGGAGGUAGAGGAGAACUUGCUGGAGGUAGAGGAAGAGGAUCAGUCAAUCAGAGAGAAUCUGAUCGAGGGAACCAGAGAGAAGGUGGUAGAGGUGGAUUUUCUCAUGAACAAGGAAGAGGUAUGUCAAGAGAGUUCGAUCGAUUUGGCCGUGGCCGUGAAAGAUUUGAUCCAUCUGGUCAGGGAUCUACUCCAGGACAAGGACGCAAUUUCAGAAAUCUAUCACAAGGUCCAGAAGGACAGGAUAAUGACAAAAAAAGUCUGGGAAUGCCAGAUAAAGACGAACAAAAUGUAUGUGACAAAGACGAACGUGUACAGGGAGGAUUAGAUAAAGAUGAGAGAAACACAGGAAUGAAUGAAAGAGGAAAAUCAAUUGAUAAGGAGAUAAGAGGGUUUCUUGAGCAAGGAAAUCUUAAUAGAGGAGGUUUUAGUCAAAGAGGUCAAGGACGAGGUGCAUUUGACAAUAAGGAAUUUGGUGAAGAAAGACUUGAUCAGAGUGGACUGGAAUUAGAAAAAGGGAUGCAAGAUCAAGAUGACAGAGUUUCAGGGGCGCUUGAUCAAGGUAGAUGGAAUCAAGGAGGUUUUGACCCAAGUGGCCGAGGUAGAGGUGGUUUUGAUCGAAGUGGUAGGGGUAGAGGAGGCUUUGACCAAAGUGGCCGGGGUCGAGGAGGCUUUGACCAAAGUUGUCAGGGUAGAGGAGGCUUCGAUCCAAGUGGACGUGGUCGAGGAAGUAAUGACUUGAGUGGACGAGGUCGAGGAAAUAAUGACUCGAGUGGUAGUGGUCGAGGAGGCACUGAUUCAGGUGGUCGGGGUCGAGGAAAUAAUGACUCACGUGGUCGGGGUCGAGGAGGCACCGAUUCAAGUGGAUGGGCUCAAGGAAAUAUUGACUCGAGUGGUCGGGGUCGAGGAGGCACUGAUUCAAGUGGAUGGGGUCGAGGAAAUAAUGACUCAAGUGGUCGGGGUCGAGGAAGCACCGAUUCAAGUGGAUGGGGUCUAGGAAAUAAUGACUCAAGUGGUCGGGGUCGAGGAGGCACUGAUUCAAGUGGAUGGGGUCGAGGAAAUAAUGACUCAAGUGGUCGGGGUCGAGGAGGCACCGAUUCAAGUGGAUGGGGUCGAGGAAGCAAUGACUCAAGCGGGCGAGGUCGAGGGGAUUUUGAUCCAUAUAGACAGGGUCGAGGAGGCCGUGACUCAAGUGGGUGGGGCCGAGGAGGCUUUAACCAAAGUGAACAAGAUCGUGGGGUAAACAAUUUUAACAGCUUCAGUCGUGGUGGCAUUGAUGAAGUUGGCCGAGGUGAAAAUGAUCAAGCUGGCAGGAGAGGCCGAGGCGGAAGUGAUCAAGGCAUUAGAGGCCGAGGCGGUCACGAUGGCAGAGGUCGAGGUAGAGGUGGGCAAGAUGGCCGAGGUCGAGACGGACGCGAUAGUGAUGGAUUUAAUGAGAGAAGACCAGGAGAUUGGCAAGAAGAUGGCAAGAGAAAGUUUGAUGUAAUGCAAGACGACAUGGACUGGAGGACAAAUAAUGACAGAUGGGGUGGACGAGGCAGAGGCAGUGAGCGGGGCCGUGGAGGUUUUGGCUCAUCUGAUCGUGGCAGAGGUAGAGGACGAGGUGGUGGCCGGGGCUUUGACUGGAUGGACAACUGUGAGAAUAAUCGUAACAGGAGUGAAGGAGCACCUGGUUGGAAUAGAGAUGACAGACAGAGAGCACAAGAUCAGCAAGGUUUUGGGGUGGGUGUUCAAGGAUCUGCUGGGAUUCCUGGGUUGGAUCUCACUGAGGAACCACCAAAGGAUGAGAAAGGAAAAGAAAAAAGUAAAGAGACGAAGGAUCCAGGUACAAAGACUGUGUUCCAUGACCAGGAGGAUGAAAAGAUUGAUGUUAAACUUGGAGCCGUGCCACUGAAGAUUGGACCAAUAGGGGUACCCCCACAAAAGCAUGAAAAAUUUACACUUCCAGGAGAUUGGUAUGACGAUGAGGAAGAUAGUGAACGUAAAGAAGCUGAGGGUGAAGAGGGAGGGGUUAAAACUGAAGAAGGAAAAACAGACAGCUCCCAGCUGAAUGAAAAGCCUGGGGAUAUUAAUGAAGCCCAAAAGCCAGGUCUUGGAAGACAACCAAAGCAAGAUUUACAGGGUACACCAAGGUUUGAUGCUGAGAAUCCACCAAGACCAGGUUUUAGUGGUCCACCAAGGCCAGAUUUUGGGGGUCCACCAAGGCCAGAUUUUGGGGGUCCACCAAGGCCAGGUUUCAAUGGUCCACCCAGAUCAGAUUUUGGUGGUCCUCCACGACAAGGAUUUGGUGAUUCUGAUCGACCAGAUUAUGGAGGCCCACCAAGACGAAGUUUUGGCGAUCCACAGAGACCUGAGUUUGGAGAAUCAGUGAGAGAUGACUUUGGACACCAUGGGGGUGAUACACAGACUGGGCCAAGGUGGCAGGAUGCUAAAAGAGAUAGACAGUCACAUGACAGAGACAACUGGGAUGCGGACCGUGGACGCCUGUCUUCGUCUUAUGGCCUCUCAGAGAGUUUUGCUCAUGAAAUGGCAAGGUUUAAUGAUGAACAGAGACGUGACCGAUUUGGAUUUGAUUCACAAUAUCCAGAUGACCGCAGAGGUACUCUCUGGGACUACCCACGAGAUGAUCCUCGUUACUCUGAAAGACGCACGGACGGUCAAUAUGGCGAUGAAUGGUACGGCGAUGAUUAUUACCGACAGCGAUGGGAUUAUUACAACAACAGAAGGGGAGACGAUCAUUAUAAGUGGGACGAACGUUAUUAUGGCGAUGAGUACAACAGGACUUCAAGGGAUCACUUAGACCGGAUGGGUUAUGACAGAGAUCCAUAUGGCCGAGAUCCUUAUUACCAAGAUGCUUAUUCCUCCAGGAGUUCAUACGACAGGAAUGAUCCAGACUACAACAUGGACUCUCGUGAUCGUUACGAGAGGGACAGGAGAGAUCCUUAUGGCCGAGGGUCUGAGGAACCACACAGCCGGGAACCUUAUGACCAGAACAAGCCGUCAGUGGAUCAGCCAGCAGUUGUUGAUUAUGCACAUGGUGGAAAUACUUCGGGUAUGAAGCCGUUUCCAAACUCUAGUUCACCAUUUAACUCCCAGAUGCAGGGGCAUGACACCCAUGACCAGACAAGUAGAGACCGUAAUCAUAGAAUGGGCCGAGAAGAUUUACGUGGACCUCCUCCAUCAGCACUUGAGCACAGACCAGGCUGGCAAUCAAGGCCAGCUGGCAAUCAAGAGAGAGACCGCUCACCAUUGAGGCCAAUGCCAUCUUCCAGACUGGGACCAAUGACAGCCCCCUCCAGAGAUACUCCUGAGCCUCCUACCCCACUCAUACCUGAGGAACCAGAGGUACCCGGGGAGGUUGUUACCAUCGAUGAUUUAGUCUCCACUCCAGGACGAUUCAUGCGCCCCCCAAAAAUAGCCAUAGUCCUGCGUGGACCACCUGGCUCAGGCAAGACCACCAUGGCCAAGAUGAUAAAAGAUUGCGAAGUAGAGAAUGGAGGCAGUCCACCACGCAUCCUGACUCUUGAUGAUUAUUUCAUGGUGGAAACAGAGAAGAUGACCCUUGACACAGACACAGGAAGGAAAGUUAAGACUAAGAUUAUGGAGUACGAAUAUGAAGCAGAACUAGAGGAAAGCUACCGUUCAUCUCUGGUGAAGUCCUUCAAGAAACAAGUAGAUGAUGGCUUCUUCCCCUUCAUCAUCGUGGAUUGUGUGAAUAAUAAAAUUAGUCAUUUCUCUGAGAUUGUCAGCUACUCUAAAAAACAAGGAUUUGUGGUGUAUAUUGGAGAGUUGGAGGCAGAUCAAAGUGUAUGUCUUCAGCGCAACACACACAAUCACCCAGGGGAGCAUAUAGAGCGCAUCAUAGCAUCUUGGGAGAAUACCCCCAUAAGCUACACUAAGGUUGACCUGACACCACUUGUCCAGGAUGCUGCUAUUGACGAGGUGGAAAUGGAAGACAUGGUGGAGAUAACACCAGGAACUGAAGACAAAAUGUGCAAAGGUGAAGAAGAAGGCGAGGGGGGAGAGAGGGAAACUUUCCUUAAGGUUUAUAAUGAAUUUAUUCGGAGCAAAUGGGAUACCCUGGAAAGCCAAGAGGACAGACUGGACAAGCUCGACGGUGUGAAAGCUGCCAAGAAAAAGAUGAGUUGUGGGAAACCCAAGUCAAUUGAAGAUUGGCUCCAGCUGUCUGAUGAUUACGAUACCAAGGUAGCACAGCCAGGAAAGAAACGGGUACGUUGGGCUGAUGUUGAAGAAGGCAAGAAACAAACAGCAGCUCGAGAACGAGGAUUUGUUUUAGGCCAGACGGAUUGGAGGCGCAUGACUGACUUGUCAUAUGGUAGCAGCGCUCUGGUUCAGAUACGCUACAUAGAGGGACGUGAGAAUAAGUGAAUGUCUUAUUGUCAUUGGUGUUACUAUUGCAAAAUAGUCUUAUUGUAGUUAGUAAGUUUGAUAUGACCAAUUCUCAGUUCUGUGGGAUAUCUCUAAUAAUAACACUUGAAUAGUAUGUGAGACUAAACUUGUAGGAAGUUCCUGCAAUGGGAAGAAUCUGUGAAAUUCUGAAUACAUUUGUUGCAAAUUUUAUUCAUGCUUAAUGUUGAUCAGAAUGCAACAGAUGCUAGGAUUUUUGUAGUCUUAAGUAUUAAGUGUUUAAAGCUGAUAAAAUUAGUUUUGUCAGUACUAUAUUCAGCAUACUCAGAUUUUAAGUUAAAAUUUUAGCAUUUCAAGAAAUGAAUCCUUCCAAGGACAAUUUUAAUUUUGUGGUAGUCUUAUCAUUUUAUAUGGUUUAAUGUUUUUGUUCCUGUGUAAUAAAAGUAUCCUCUUCCAA
Homarus americanus (American lobster) is the source of this 8746-nucleotide messenger RNA. Its product is annotated as hornerin-like. Gene Ontology annotation, biological process: regulation of telomere maintenance. Bases 85 to 8310 code for a protein of 2741 amino acids. The record is from RefSeq and is a predicted model, not a curated record. Gene Ontology annotation, cellular component: nucleus. Lineage: Eukaryota; Metazoa; Arthropoda; Malacostraca; Decapoda; Nephropidae. The transcript is spliced from 24 exons.